Molecule: messenger RNA, 390 nt
Organism: Monoraphidium neglectum
Lineage: Eukaryota; Viridiplantae; Chlorophyta; Chlorophyceae; Sphaeropleales; Selenastraceae
Exons: 4
Coding region: 1-390 (129 amino acids)
Source: RefSeq, a predicted model, not a curated record
AUGUCGCUAGAUUCAAAUAGAUUUGGCAUCUGCAACGCCAAACAGCGGGUCGCAGCUCUCGACAUGGCGCGGAAGCUGCGUGACGGCGGCGCACUUGAGCUGUCGCCAUGCGACCUCUGGCCGUACCUGCGUGGACGCACGCUCUGGCUUCUUGGCGACUCCCACACCAAGAGUCUUUACAAGUCGUUGCAGUGCUUCAUGUUAGAUUUCUGGGAGGGCAAGGAGUGCGCGGCCAGCCCCGAGGCCGUCCUGAUGCAGCAGCUGGAUGCCCUGCCCACCGCUCACGGCGAGUCAAGGUUUGGCCUGUGGGACUUGAAGGCGGGCAUCGCUGUCGGCUCUGCAGCGCUGAAGCGCGCUCUGGUCAAGCUGGGCUUUGACUACCUGGAGUAA